Molecule: messenger RNA, 1008 nt
Organism: Penicillium riverlandense
Lineage: Eukaryota; Fungi; Ascomycota; Eurotiomycetes; Eurotiales; Aspergillaceae
Product: NAD-dependent epimerase/dehydratase family protein
Exons: 1
Coding region: 1-1008 (335 amino acids)
Molecular function (GO): dTDP-glucose 4,6-dehydratase activity
Source: RefSeq, a predicted model, not a curated record
AUGUCUUCAUCGUACGACGUUCUUGUCACCGGCUCGGCCGGUCAUCUUGGUACCGCUCUGAUGCUUAGCCUGCCUUCAAUGGGCUUCAAACCCCUGGGAAUCGACAUUCUUCCCUCCUCGACUACGACACUUGUGGGAUCUGUUAGCGAUCGCAACUUCGUUGCCUCCGUAUUCGACUCUAACCCCAUAAAACAUGUCCUCCAUACCGCCACGCUACAUAAACCGCAUGUUUGCAGCCACUCCAAGGAGCAAUUCAUCUCGACCAACGUUGUCGGCACUCUGAUCCUGCUAGAAGAAUCUUCCAGGUUCGGAGCGCAGAUAGAGAGCUUUGUAUUCUUCAGUACAACCAGUACUUUUGGUAUGGCGCUCAGCCCCAAGCCAGGACACCCGGCUGCUUGGAUCGAUGAAUCUGUUGCACCCGUCCCAAAGAAUAUAUAUGGUGUGACGAAGGUUGCGGCCGAGGAUAUGUGCGCAUUGAUGCAGAAGCAAAGUGGAAUGCCCGUUUUAGUUCUCCGCACUAGCCGCUUUUUCCCCGAGGAAGACGAUGAUGAAGACCGUCGCGCAGCCAUGAGCGAUGAGAACCUGAAAGUUUUAGAGCUGGCCUACCGCAGAUGCGACAUUGAGGAUAUUGUUAGCGCAUCAGUCUGCGCAAUGAGAAGAGCCAAGGAUAUUCGAUGGGGAAAAUAUAUCAUAAGUGCCCCGCCACCUUUCAACAACGACAUGGAUACUCUCAGUGCUUUGGAUCGGAGCCCCGCGGAGGUGCUCAGGAAAGAAUUUCCCGAGGUUGAUGUUGUUUUCAAGGAGAAGGGGUGGAAGCAUCUAGCAAGAAUCGACAGAGUGUAUGAUCCAAGCAAGGCAAUGAAGGAACUAGGGUGGAAUCCAGAAUAUACAUUUGAAAAGACUGUGGGAAGAUUGGUGCGUGGUGAGCAAUGGAAAAGUGAUUUGACAGCGAGGGUAGGCAGGAAAGGUUAUCAUGCUGUGAGCACAGGGGUGUAUACAAAGAGAUGA